AUGGAGGCUUUGCCCAGGACAUCCGGAGGGCUUGCUUUGCGGCUUCGCGCCUCCGCUGCCUCGACAUCUGCUUCCGCCGGCCUCUCGCAGGCCUGUCUCCUGGCGUCUGCUCUUCGGGCGAUGUCUUCUCUCCCCGUCGCACGGCUCGUGAAAGCCGCCGAAGCGAUGAAACGCGACGGCGUUCUGCGUUCUCUGCGCUGCGUGCGUUUCGCUCAGACCUUUUCUGGGGCUCCAUCCCGCGCCUCGUCUUUCUGCGCGAGCUCGGCGCCAUCUCAGCCUCGACUCCAACCCACCUCCUUGCUCUAUCCCGUCUUUUCUUCCUCGCCUGCUUUUCCGCUGACCUGCCCGCUUUGGUUUCCCCCCUAUGCUCCCCCAGCCCGUCUCAUGCGCCUGCAGGCGGCCGCGGGUCUGCCCGUCUGUCGCGCCGCUCGUUCUGUUUCUCUCUCUCCCUCUGCGUCGACGGCUGCUCGCGCCGCGCCGCGCGUGCCUGACCCUUCGCCUCUGCUUUUCGCGUCUCCUCACACUGCGGCCUUUUCGACAUGGCGCUACUCGCGCGUCGGCGGAGAAUCUGAGGCGCGGCAGGAGCGCGAGGCGCGGCGCCGCUGGGCUGUCCUGGGGGGCUGUCUCUACUUCCUUUUGAUGAGCGUCGCCUUCGCAUUCGUGCCGCUGUACGAGGCCUUCUGCCAAAGCACCGGAUACGGCGGAUAUGUGCAAAUUCGCACGCCUCACGGGAAGAAAAACGGAGAGGAAGAGGACGACCUCGUGCCCACGCGGGAGCGCUCGGGCAAGGACGACGAAGUUCUGUUGGAGAUCGACUUCGCCUCGCACUGCAACGUGCCGUGGGAGUUCGAGCCUCUGCAGAAGCGCGUGAUUGUAGCGCCUGGCGAAUCUGCGUUGGCGUUUUAUCGCGCCCGCAACAAACUUGACAAACCAGUCAUCGGCAUUUCUCUUUACAACGUGAUGCCGCCUGAGGCCGGAAUUUACUUCAAUAAAAUCCAGUGUUUCUGCUUCGAAGAGCAGAUGCUCAAUCCCCGUCGCGCGUUCUAUUCGUCUCUUUGUUCUUCUUCUGGACUCUGUCUUUCUCUGCAGACGAGGAGGUUGACAUGCCGGUUUUUUUUUUUCAUUGAUCCAGACAUCCUCGACGAUCCCCGUCUGGAACAAAUGAAGAGAAUCACGCUAUCCUACGUGUUCAACGAGUCUGACGCCAACAUCCCAGACGACUACAAACACCUCUCUGUCGCGAAACCGACAGACAAGAAGCCCCCUCUGGUGGAAGUCUAA
Molecule: messenger RNA, 1281 nt
Organism: Besnoitia besnoiti
Lineage: Eukaryota; Apicomplexa; Conoidasida; Eucoccidiorida; Sarcocystidae
Product: putative cytochrome c oxidase assembly protein COX11 protein
Exons: 6
Coding region: 1-1281 (426 amino acids)
Cellular component (GO): mitochondrial inner membrane
Molecular function (GO): copper ion binding
Source: RefSeq, a predicted model, not a curated record